Molecule: messenger RNA, 2790 nt
Organism: Torulaspora globosa
Lineage: Eukaryota; Fungi; Ascomycota; Saccharomycetes; Saccharomycetales; Saccharomycetaceae
Gene: NPR3
Product: Npr3p
Exons: 1
Coding region: 1-2790 (929 amino acids)
Biological process (GO): TORC1 signaling; negative regulation of TORC1 signaling; positive regulation of autophagy
Cellular component (GO): GATOR1 complex
Source: RefSeq, a predicted model, not a curated record
AUGAGUGAAUUUCUACCAAAUUCUUGCCUGGUUGGUAUUCAUCUGACAAUAUUUACUCAUUCUGGUCCGCAGGUAGUUUUCCAUUAUCCUCCUUCUGUCGUUGGUCAUUUGAAGAGUAGGGAACGCCAGAAUAAGAGAGACCCUUCAUCUUUGGAUAAAGAAGUCAAGUAUGACCGUAGUAGUGUUGAUUUUGGCAGGAAUUCCAGUAUAAGCGGUCCUUUAACCUCACAUUCUGCAAGGUCUAGCGAAUAUCGACCCCAAGGUGAUGAAGCUACCGGCAGUCCCAAGGUGGACAGUAAUUCUGGCAACUUCCGAAGUAAAGGAAGUUCAGAUUGGGCCAAAAGGGAUGAAUCAAAAAAACCUGAGAUGGAUUCCGAUGUGGGAUCAUCAUCAUCUGGAUUGAGCGAUAGUGAGCUCUCAACAGAUUAUGCCGACUGUUCAAGCUCAUCUUCGUCUGAAUCACAUUCCUAUGAGGAAGCCGAAAAAGAACUCAACGAUUUCGGAUACGGAGAUCUGAAAGAUGACACCAAUGUUGCGCGACCAAGCAUGAUCAUGCUCUCUCACGCCAACAAUAGUUUUAGUUCGGAAUUUUCACAUUCGUCAAAACUUCUCAGAGCUAAGAGUUCCCAGAUAAGUGCAAGCAAACUCUUGGAUAUCAUCAGCACUGAUAAUCAAAACAGACGACCCUCCCGCGCCUCCGCAGUAUCGUCGGUCCAAGGAGAUGAAGGUCCCAAAGAGGAGGAAGAAAUUUCCAACACUGAAGAAGAGAUAGAAAGAAUGAUUGCUAAAGGUACUCUGAACUUCGACGAGACGCAUUUUACAGAAGAGAAUUUUCAGGAUCUGACCAAGGUGUUUGGUUUCGAUCCUGAAUUUGUUGCUGAAUUCUGCUCGCCUGAGAGAGAAAUGUGUAACGCAAGAUUCGAAUUUACGGUCGACGACCUAUGUUUUCUAGGUUUACCUGUUCACGUAGAUGCCAAUGGGCAAUGGAGAAGAUCAAGGCGCAAGAAGCAUUUUGGCCGAUCGAAGAGAUCCUCUAGCUCGGGAACGAAAGGCGGCAGCGUCACUAGGGGUAGCGGCCUGAACGACAAUGAUAGCUCCUAUAUGGAGAAUUCGUCCUCUAUGGCAGAAACAAAUGUGUUCUCAGAUAAUAUCCGCCGGUCGGAGACGUCAGAUAUUGCGAAACCCGAUGAUCUUCGAAACAGUAUGGACAUGUUCCACGUGUGCUUUGUAAUGAAUCCUUCUCUGGUUGAAUACAACAAAAGGGUAGAUGAUAUGUUCCAUUAUGUCGUGACUCGGUUAUCGAUUUUAUUGCGUUACUCACAAGCGAAGUCAGCUUACGUCUCUAAACAAUGCAACCUGAUCUUGAAAGAGAAAGAAAAAGUACUCAAGUCAUCAAAAGCGUAUCAAAACAAAAAUGAUUCCGGCCGAAGAGCAAAAUACCUGUAUCAAAGGCUCUUUGCGAAGUCGUCGCUGGCAAGGGCUCUAAUAACUUGCGUUGACAAACUGCAAAGAAACGAAAUAGCCUGCCUUGAAAUCGACGAUGAUAAGGUAAUUUCACUGCAGAUACCGAUUCAGAAUGAGUUCCGUCAUUUGCCUAAUUUCAAGCUUCAUCCGGUAUUGAAGGGUUCUUACCUGACCUCCAUACUCAAUGCCCGAUUUCUUGGAUCAUCCCCGACAAGGGAUAAUAUUCGUGAUUCAUCAAUGAUAAGGGACAAAUAUGAUGAUGACUAUGAUGACGAUCUGUUAAAUUAUGCUUUGUUGCUAUUAGACGAACCUAGUAGCAUAAUUAGAGAGCUCGAAUCUUUAUCGUCAGAUGAUGAUAUUGGGAACAUGGUCUUAAUACAUUUGAUCAAAAGACUACAGCCAACAGUGGCUUUGAGGUCUUAUCAAGAUUUGUUUAACCAGCUGUUAGGCAGCUCGACCGAAUCGUCUACAUUUUCGGGAUCUCAAAACUCUUUUCAUACAAGUAUGCUGAGAUCCUGUGCAUUGCAUCUGCUUUAUCGAAGACACGCUAGAGUGAUAAUCCCGAUCAGCUCUAAGAAUACAUACAUCGUUUCGCCCUUGGCCCCAAUCGGAAGUCAUCCACAGGAGGACUACCAUGACAUUGACGAGAUUUCUGCUUUAAGAAGACCGCUCAUUUAUCAGAAUCAAGAGAAGUUCAAAAAAAGAUUCCCCUCCUUGCCCUCUUUGGUUUCAUUUCUCAACCUGCUGUCGACAAAGAAACCAAAGCCUUUUGGUAGCAUAAUACCGUCUAAGGAACAUAAACCCAUCUAUUUGGGAGCAUUAACAUGGUUGAUGAGGUUUGGGUAUGUGACCCAAUUACUGACAUUCGUUUGUAUCCGAGUUGAUAAACAAAUCAAGAUGGCGGUCGAAGAGGACUUAGAGAAGGAAGCACCGAGAGUCAGAAAGGAUAAUCUAAAUCGUGACAACAACAAGAUGGACAAUUUCUCCAAGGAAACAGAUUUUGUUAGUCAGAUGAUACCACAAUCUCAACUGUACCAUUCCGAGGAUGACGUGGAUAACUAUGCGUUCGACGAUCAUAACAUGGAAAAAGAUUACACUAUAAUUUUGGAACCUGAGAGGGCGACGGCAAUUGAAAAAAGGUGGAUCUUCAAAUGCAUUCAAGAUCAACCCACCGAUAUUCAGUUUUUAUUCAAUAAGGUCUUAAAAUACUUCAAUGGUAAGACACCUAUGGAAUUGGUCCUCAUUAGAGAAGAAAUUACAAGGCAUGAGCUGAAAAGGAUAUUGAAUGCCCUUCCCCGCUAUUGCGUAGAGUUUCAUCAUUGGUGA